CUCUUGCCCUACGUUGCCAUCCACAAGAAAUCUUUGGGAAUCAGCGUUGAGGAAACGGGUGCUAUUUCCGAACUUUCUGCCGUUGUUGGUGUGCUGACUCCUCUCGGCUUAGGCCUGAUAGCCGAUAAAUUGGGAAAUUUCAAAGUGCUUUUGAGCGUUUUAUUUGGAUUUAACAGCAUUACUGCGCUUCUCUUCUUGCUUGUUCCAGUCGGAAGGAUUUCGGUUGUUUACCCAACGAAUAUAUCGAUGGCACUCGGCUGCUUCGAUGACAAUUUAGGAAUUUUGUUGGUUACGGAGGUUUCUGCCUUUUUUUGUUCCUGCAAGAUAUUGGAGGUACUAAAUGAGUCUAAAUCGUUGAUGGGACUGUCUAAUACAGUCCCAUCGGUGGCUUUGAUUCCGCUGCUUAUCUUCUCCGAUCGCAUCUUCCGGAAGUUGAGUCAUCCAAACGUCAAGUCAUUUGCUUAGGCGUCAGCGUCAUUCGACUUACAGAUAUUCCUAUCUGCAAGAUCCUCGUUUGUGUCUCCUAUUGGAAUCCCUGGAGGCAAUUUCCUGGAAUUUCGCCCGAAUUUCCCACGUCGCCGACGCUAAUGUACUAGGAACAAAGACUACUAUAGCUUCUAUUCACGGAUUACUGUCAGGGAUCACCUAUGGCUUAGGGUGCGGAACUGGCAGUAUUGGUGGAGGUUUGCUUAUCGGAGUGUACGGCCUUCGCGUAACCUUCCGCAUUUUGGGUGCCAUCUCUUUCAUAACUGGCCUUCUCUACUUCCUGAUCAACAUCUUCUAUUUGCGUCAGAAAAAAGACGCAAAACUCAAGAAAUUUGAAAAGAUGGCUCCGUAUUUUCCAUCAGAACGCGCCCAACUCCCGAAGAAAAUCGGCGUGUGCAACAUAAUAACAGGUAGACGUAAACCGACAAACCCCUUUGGUUUGGCCCCUUCCCAGACCACACAAAUAAUAACACAAGGAGGAUCUGAUGGCGCUGACAGUUUCUGUGCCGUUUGGGGAAAUUUUUAUGGGCCCGUAAAAAUUGAACAGAAGAAGCCAAGGCCCUUGGCCAUCGCUGGCCGCCCUUAUUAGAAUAACAUCAUGGGAACAACAAAAUUGAAACUGAAUUAUUUCCGGUGAUUGGGUCAUUUAAAACAACAAAACUGAUGAUCAUCCCCGGCUGAAUUGAAUUUUUUUAUUUUCUUCAUCCUGGGCGGUGUAGUAGUAUCUAUUUGAUAUGCAAAAGAGGAGGAGCCCAUCGUGUAUGAUUCAUUUUCAAUUCGACUUUCUCCUUGAAUCUUUUACAACUUUUUUUCUACCAAAAAUCCAAACUAACGAAUUUUUGAUCGGUAUAUAGUAAUGUAAUAUCCGGCAGCACUAAACGACGUGUGCGAUUUAAGUCUAGGCAGGGACAGGUCGUUACUUUCCACUUAAAUCUUUAACCAACCAGACUAGGAAAAGCAAAAUUCCAUUCUCUCACACACAGCACAAACCUGUGUAUUACACGAUUGUUUACCCCUAUUAUUGGGUAACAGAUGUCGAACGACAUCCCAACGGAUUGGGUGGAAUUUUCACAGCGAACUGCGGCGUCAACUAUGAUAAAAAGGCAGAGAACUUUUAACAAUGUACUUAAACACCACACCCACCCAUGAAAAUGUAACAAGAGGAAGUAAAUUGCAGCAAUGAGAAGAAACAAAAAAUCUCAACCUCAAGAUUCUAUAAUUCACACAAUGGAACGAAAAGCCGAUACAAUUCACAGUGUUAAAAUUGUUAAUUGGAAAAUUAUAUAGAUCCUAGCUAUCAGCCUACCACGCCCGUGAUAGACGGUUCCGUACACACACUGGCAACUGUAUAGUGUUUUUGUUGAAUAUACGUGGUAUAAUGGUAUAUAUAUACCAUACCCAGAGUUUACAUAUCAUGCUUAGCAACAAAAACUAUACGUGUACUCGACCAGGUAUAACGCCAAUUUUCUGGGUUUUUUUGCUGGUCGCUACCUGGUCGCUACUCUUCCCAUCAAUAGAACCGAUACAUUCGAUAAUUAAAAGACCAUUGCAUGUGUGAACAGAGAUGCCCGGCAAUUAAACGGAAAAGAUCGUCGACCGCGUGAUCAAAUAUAACAUUUAAAGGAACGACCAAAAAAAAAGAUGCACCCUUUUAUGUAGAACAAAUAUCACACGUGUAUGUGUCUCUUUUUCUGGUAUUGUUUUAUUUUCUUCUGCUGUUAUAUUAAUUUCCGAAGAGAAAGAAAACUUUCGUUCAUUUGGACUCGACGAUAAAAUGCAGACCAGCUGGCGUGAUCCACACCGAACAAAAAAAAAAGGUUCAUUCGAUUCGUGUGUUGUUUUAAUUGAACUGAACGGUGACCAUAGUGGGCGACCGUAAUAACAAUAUAACAAACCGGACGGACGCGAGUGUUGAGAGAACAUCAUCACACCAGAUGGUCCCGUGUACUAUACAGUAACCAUCCGCUGCUGAUGUCCCGCGCGUUCACAAACUUUAUUCUUCGGUCGGGGACAUUGUCGUCACCGGUUCACAGCCUUCUUCUUCUACUUCUUAUCGGCAGUGUAACACACCCGAGUGUGUGGUGCACUAUAGACGCGUGUAAUAACGACAACCAUGCGAAACCUAAUCAAGUCAUUAUUACGGACACGCCAUCACAAUUCACAAUGCCAAGUUCAUUGUCCCUUUGAAUAAUUUCGGCUGUGUGUCUUUUUUUUUUUCUUAUUAGAAACAUAAUAACAAUAAUUAUUAAAUCUUUUUUUUUCUCAUCAACAAGAAACAAUAUUACAGAACAUCUCAAUAGAAAAUGAGUGUGUGUGGAUAGUUAUUAUUAUGUAAACUGGCAUCUAUGUUUUCUUUUUUAAUGAUCGUGUUUUUUCGUUUUUUUCAGGAAUUUUCUCAGUAGACUGGAGGUUUUUUUAAUGUUUUCUCUGGAAAAAAGGAGAAGGUCCUUUCAGAAAAAUAAAAACGAUUAUGUAUUUUGUUGGUAAUUAUGUGUGAAAUGAUUUAUAUCGGAAUCCCUUUCCGUUUUUAUGGCGAAUUGUUACGAAAAAUUCUUAGCAGACGAUAAAAAUGUCCCAAUCCUGGUGUGUAGACGUCGUGUUUCGCUGGUCUACUCGAAAACUAUUCCAAAGAAGAAAGAAGAAUGUGAGGAAUGUCUCAUGGCAUCAUCAUGGUUAAUUAUUCGUCGACGACAUGUGUUGGAAGGUUUUGGACGGACCACGUGUGGGUCCCUUUGUCAAAUAAUGAUACCGUGUGCCUUCUGUUCACAACCAGUAUUUGACGUGCUCGGCCGGUCGACCCGGAGGACGUUGCGUCUCUACCAGCCGUCAAGAUGCCAUCCGCCAGUCCGUUUGAGGGUGGGCUGAUCUGCGGCAUCAACAAAUCGACAGACUCGUCGUCUUCCUUCGUCAUCGGCGGAGGUGCCGGAGGCGGUUGGGAUUGUGACGAAUACUUCCCCAUGUGCGACGACCUGUUCACCGUCAGCGUCGUCAACAACAACAAUAGCAACAACAAUUCCAUGGCCCCACAUCUCGGCCACCAUCUCAUCAACAACCACCACGAAGCUCAGCCACAGCAGCAGCAGCAGCAGCAACAACAUUUGGCGGUGGAUGUCUCGCCGGAUGCAUCCGUCGCCCAUCAUCACAGCAACCACCUCCAUCAGCAACACCACCACCACCUCCAACAACAACAACAACAACAUCCCGACGACUUUAUGGUUCACCUGUUGCCGCUCGGCGGUGGUGGUGGCGCCGACCAAAGCAACAACAACAACAACACCACCGCCAACAGCAUGAAUAACAAUUCAGCCACCGCCCACAAGACCAUCCCAGUCUUUUCCAGCAGCUUUUCCAACGGCGCCUGGGAGAAGAAACUGCCGGCCGACUGGGAUGAGAGCGACACGAUCGAUUGGCUUUUCACCGUCGCCAACAAACUGGGAAUCCCUUGCGAAUAUUUCGCCAGUUUCAGUCACCUCAGAGGAGCCAAUUUGCUGGAAAUGAACAAAGAGGAUUUCCAAUUGAAGUAUCCCAAUCAUGGCCACAAAUUCUACGAGGCUUUUAGGCAGCUCGUCCAUCAGAUCCAAAUCCAGCAACAACAGCAACAGCAACAACAACAACACAGUCCAGCCAUCAUCGAAGGCAACGCCACUGAUCUCUUGGGCCUGCAGAAUGCGCCGGCCGUGCACCAUCAUCACCACCUCCAUCCAGCCAACAAUGUCGACUGCUGGUCGAUGAUGCCCCCGUCGAUGGAGCAGAAUAACUACACGGCCACGGUGGCUACCAACAGCACGGUGGUUGUUGGAGGCCAGCAACAACCGGAAAACAGUAUGGGACUGGCUAAUGGCGGUUACUGCGGAACGGCGGCUCAAGAGCGGGCCGGCCAGCACCAGUACAGCAGCAGCAACAACAACCCGAUUGAUUCGUCGUCUACAUCGUCUUACAUUUACCUCAACGGUUCAGCGAAUCACCACCAUCACAGUAGUAGUCAUCACCAACACCAUCAACAACAUCAUUCGGCCGGCAGCAAAAGUCUUGGCGGUUACGGAAGCGAUCCGCUCCAGCUGAACAAUUUCCACCACCACCACCACCAGCACAACCCGCACCACCACCAUCAGCAGCAGCAGCAGCAACAACACGAAAGUUACGAUUCGUAUUCGGUGGACUUGAUGGGGCCGGAUCAUUACUCGGAGAAUUACUCCAACAGUACGCCUUCUUCCGAUCCGGAAGAGAUGACGGCGCCCAGCGAUUGCGCCACGCCCCAGAUGAUGGCCAACAGUUCGGCAGUCAAUGGCGCCGGGCUGCUGAAGCGGGUGGGCCGGCCCAGUACGGCUGGCAAGAGCAGCAGCAGCUCGAGCAGCAGCAGCAGCAGCCGGCGGAGGAAGCAGGACAGAGGCUACGGCAAACUCUGGGAAUUCAUCCGCGACCUUUUGCACGACCCCAAGUACUGCCCCAGCAUGGUCAGGUGGGAGGACGUCAACGACGGAGUUUUCCGCAUCGUCCAGAGCGAGAAACUGGCCAAUUUGUGGGGCACCAUCAAGAACAAUCCUCGAAUGACGUACGAAAAACUCAGCAGGGCCAUGAGGUACUACUACAAAAGUAAAGUGUUUCUGCCGGUGCUGGGCCGUCGUCUAGUGUACAAAUUUGGUCCCCACGCCGUCCUGUGGAGGCCGGACAACCCGAAUUUCGAGCACCCAACGAUGGAAGGAGAUGAUGUGAGGCACAGUGUGAGGACGUGACGUAAUCGAUUUAUUGCGGUUAGUUCCCGCCAAGUAUAGUUACAAAUUACCUCAUCGAAAAUUAAGAGAAAUAAGAAAAAAAAAGGUUGUUAUGUAAGUAGAACAAGGGUUAAAACAUGUUACAUCCAUUGCCAAAACAAACAAGAUCGUUUUAUUCCUUCAAACUUAUAAAAGAAUGGGAAAACAAAUUUGUCAUUAUCGGGGAAAACAGACAAUGCAAAUGGGCACAAGAUUUCAAAUCGAAUUUUUUUUUUAGUUUUAAAUUAAAUUAAAAUUUGAUAUACAUAAAACAAAAUGACGAGAAAAAAAAUUGUAAAUUUAUUGAAUGGAGGCAAUUGUGUAAACUUAAUCACUUCAAAAUAACAAUGAAAAAUCACGUCACAUCGUUCUUUUUUCAUCUCUUGAUUUGAUAUAAAUAAUUAUAAAUAGCUACGAAGAAAAAGGCAAGUGGUGCAAUCAACGUGUUGUGAAAUCUCUCUCGCGUAACCCCGUUUCAAUUGGUUGAUGAAAUUGUCCUGAUUCGUCGUGAUGAUACCCUCCCAUUCGUCAAAACCAAAUCAUUUCAGAGUACCAAGAAUCUCGUAAAAUAAUUUGCAGUUUCUCUCAUUUGAUUUGACGAUACUUUUUUUGUUGUUGUUCUUGAGUUGUUGCUGUUGUUGUUGUUGACUACGUUUCUUGAAUGAAUUCCCGAUCCCUGGCAUUCAUGACGUUGUUAUUACUGUUGUCGUUUUCGGUUGAAAUUUCACACACUUUUGUGCCAUUCCCGUCACACCAAAUUUCCCCACGCACACAAUUUUGUUUUUCUACUUCAAAAUUUCACUAAAAAAAAUCUUUGUAAGUUGUUUAUUCACCUGGGGGGUUUCUUAACCAAAUUGUUUCUCUCUGUCGUGAAACGAAAUUAAAGUCACGAUCCAUUUUUUUUCUCCAUCCACAAACUUGACCAAUGCACCACAUACACACACACACAUUUUCUCCGACAAAAAAGGUUUUUAAAGCCUUUAAAAAAAUUUUGAUUCCCACGCGCGCACACAAACGUUUGCGUUCUACCGCAGUGUUUUAUAAUGUAUGUGUAACUUUUAUACGUUAACGUUUUUUGUUUUUUACAUUAUUUUUGGAGAGAGAAAGAAAAUUGAGUAUCAGCUGCGUUUGAUAUCAAAGAAACACGCCCUUUUUAAAAUUUCAAAGAUGAAAAAAAAAAUAUAAAUAUAUAUAUUUGAAUAUUUGUUUAUGUAUUUUGAAACAUUUUGUUUUCGAUACGGGAAAUUGUAUGAAUUUGUUUUGUCUCACACCGAAAAAAGUCUUGGAUGUCCCUUCCAUCUCCUUCCAUUUAUCAUUUUGAUCAAUUUUGAAAAAACAAACAAAAAAUACAAAAGACACGACUUGAUUCGUCAUUGAUUAUAUCAAA
Molecule: messenger RNA, 6624 nt
Organism: Daphnia pulex (common water flea)
Lineage: Eukaryota; Metazoa; Arthropoda; Branchiopoda; Diplostraca; Daphniidae
Product: ecdysone-induced protein 74EF-like
Exons: 12
Coding region: 3318-5219 (633 amino acids)
Biological process (GO): regulation of transcription by RNA polymerase II; cell differentiation
Cellular component (GO): nucleus
Molecular function (GO): DNA-binding transcription factor activity, RNA polymerase II-specific; sequence-specific DNA binding
Source: RefSeq, a predicted model, not a curated record